This is a messenger RNA of Mycena citricolor, 1529 nucleotides long. Lineage: Eukaryota; Fungi; Basidiomycota; Agaricomycetes; Agaricales; Mycenaceae. The record is from the annotation of a GenBank genome assembly.
GUUGCUAGGGCGUUGCUUGGUUACGUCUUGGCAAGGCUCGCGUGGUUCCUUUGAUCUACACCUCUAUCCUAUUUUGCACUCGAGGGGUAGCUAGGAUCCUCAGUAAAUCCACCUCGCAUCGAGCAAGGACAGUUUACGCCCUGGACGAACUGACAUUCAUGUGAGCUUCCCUAGGUAAGGGCUUUUCCCUGACUCGGUGGAUGCAUAAGGUGCACAUGCCACAUUGUGCAAGCAGCAACGGAGAUAAUUCUUCAUCCCAUUCAGCCUCCGAGUCCCGAUCGAGGCGGUAAGCGACGGUCCUUCAGCCACCGAAUCCCGAUUGGCGGGUCCAGGAUCGCAACUGCACUGCAGGCCCUGGUAUAAGAAUGAACGCAGGAACGUGUGUUCUGCAUCCGCCGCCUUCCCCCCUCUCCCUUCUACUGCAAUGCCCAGCCACUCCCCACUCUCCUUCUUCUCUCUGCUCGCGCUUGUCGCGCUGCUCUUCUCAGCCACGUUUGGCUCUGCCUCGCCCGUGGAGAAGCGCAGCGCCCGCACGAGCCCUCCCUCUGGAGCGGUCGUCGUGAAUGUUGCGGGCGGAAGUGGCGUGCACACCACGGUCUCCUCGGCCGUGGCCGCGCUCCCGAACGACAACUCGGCGCGCACGAUCUUCAUCUACCCUGGCACCUACAACGAGCAGGUGUUCAUCACCCGGCCUGGAAUGACGACGAUCUACGGUUACACCACCAACAACCUCGACCAUGCCCAGAACGUGGUGAACAUCAAGCACUCUGCGUCCGCGUCGGCAGCCGGUGGCGACGAUCCCAGCGGCACGCUCCGAGUGCACAAGGACAACUUUGCGAUGUACAACGUGAACGUCUAUAACACGUUCGGCCAGGGCCAGCAGGCGAUUGCCGUCAGCGCCUACGGCAGCAAGCAGGGUUACUACGCGUGUGGAUUCUACGGGUACCAGGACACGCUCCUCGCCGAGCAGGGCACCCAGUUCUACGGCUACACGUACAUCCAGGGCGCCGUCGACUACGUCUUUGGCCAGCACGCGUUUGCGUUCUUCCAGUCCUGCACUCUGGCGUCCUCUGGCCCCGGUAGCAUCACCGCCGCUGGACCCUCCAGCUCGUCCGAUGGCAUCUACGUCAUUAACAAGGCGACCAUCGAGGUUGCCCCGGGAACUGGCACGUCUUUGGCCGGGAAGGUCUAUCUCGGUCGCCCCUGGUCUCAGUUCGCUCGCGUAGUCUACACCAACAGCAACAUUGGCGCACACGUCAACGCGCUCGGCUGGGACACCUGGUCCUCCGCCUCCCCCAACACCGCCCACGUCCUCUUCGCCGAGUUCGGCAGCUCCGGUGCCGGAGCCGCUGGCAAGCGGGCCUCGUUCUCCAAGAAGCUGUCCUCCGCUGCUGGCUACACCAUCUCCGAUGUUUUGGGCAGCAGCCACACCUGGGUUGACUCGGGCUACGACCACUAGGAAACUACUCAUUACUACCACUUAUUAGCCUCUUAUUUGACUUUUAAUACAAUACACUCUUUUUAACACA